Prunus armeniaca (apricot) is the source of this 459-nucleotide messenger RNA. The record is from the annotation of a GenBank genome assembly. NCBI's taxonomy places the organism in Eukaryota, Viridiplantae, Streptophyta, Magnoliopsida, Rosales, Rosaceae.
AUGGCGUUGCGGAGCCUGACGCUGCCUCUGCCUUUCCCCGCCGUAAUUCCACCAUUACCACCUUCUUCUUCUUCUUCUUCUUCGUCGUCAUCUUCUUCCUGUUUGUGUAGUUUUAGACCAUACCAGUAUAAACCCAAUCCCGGUUGCUCUAUCGCUCUCCGCGCAAAACCCAUCAGCUUUCUCAACCGUCGGAGGCAAAGCCAUGUCGUUCGGAUGGCUCCCGAAGAAGAAAAGUUGACCCGUCGCUCCCCUCUCGAUUUCCCCAUUGAGUGGGAACGACCUAAGCCCGGGAGGAGACCGGAUAUAUUUCCCCAGUUUAGCCCAAUGAAAACACCAUUACCGCCUCCACUGCCAGCGGAUCCUCCGGAAGAAGAUGAAGAAGAGGAAGAGAAGAAAGAGGAGGAAGAAGGAGAAGAAGAUCCUGACAAGGAGAACCCAGAAGACCCAGGGCAGCAGUAG